Messenger RNA from Melozone crissalis (California towhee), 1190 nucleotides. RefSeq names its product glutathione peroxidase 8 (putative) (gene GPX8). Bases 15 to 647 code for a protein of 210 amino acids. Gene Ontology annotation, molecular function: glutathione peroxidase activity. Lineage: Eukaryota; Metazoa; Chordata; Aves; Passeriformes; Passerellidae. The record is from RefSeq and is a predicted model, not a curated record. The transcript has 3 exons. Gene Ontology annotation, biological process: response to oxidative stress.
CAAAGAUUUCAAAAAUGGAGCCUCUCACAACUAGUUAUCCUCUGAAAUACUCAGUGCACAAAGCCAGGAUCUUUGUUGUCUUCCUGUCAAUGGUUUUGUGCACCACCAUUCUCUGCCUGCUGCAACUCAGGUUUUUUAAGCCUAAAAUCAAAGAUUUUUAUUCUUUUGAAGUCAAGGAUUCACGAGGAAGGAUUAUUUCCUUGGAGAAGUACAGAGGGAAAGCAACUUUGGUUGUAAACGUGGCCAGUUACUGCCAGUACACAGACAAAAAUUACAUCGCACUGCAAGAGCUGCACAGAGAGUUUGGUCCCUCCCACUUCACUGUGCUGGCGUUUCCCUGCAACCAGUUCGGAGAAUCAGAGCCUAGCUCAAGCCAGGAAAUAGAAUCCUUUGCCAGAGGAAACUAUGGAGUAACAUUCCCUGUUUUCCACAAAAUCAAGAUCCUAGGAUCAGAAGCAGAUCCAGCCUUUAAAUUUCUAAUAGAUUCUUCAAAGAAAGAGCCUCGAUGGAAUUUCUGGAAGUACCUUGUUAGCCCUGAGGGUAAAGUUGUGAAAUUCUGGAGACCUGAAGAGCCAAUAGAAAGUAUCAAACCAGAGGUAACAUCAUUAAUCAGGCAGAUCAUCAUGAAGAAAAGAGAAGACCUCUGAAAAAGCCAUUCAACACCAGGGGUAUACAGCCUUUCUAUUGCUGAGAAAUGUUGCUAGAAGCUAAACCAUCAGGUGAUUUUGCUACUCUUUAACUUUGGUGUUUGCCAUUUGUCUGCUCGUUCUGGAGUGGCUCCUGCAGUAGCCUCGAGAACAACGGAGUUAGUGACACAGCGAGGCACUCAGUACACUGCAGGGAGGGACCAGCAAUUUGCAUAGAGGGUUUAUGAUUUCUUUUUCUGAAUUGCUGACAAUAGCUAAUUAAAAUUGUCACCAGCAGGUAAAUAGUUAGAAAGAAGGUUUAUUAAUAAAUGAUGCAUAUUUACACAAGUUUUUCCCCCAUUAUACCAGUAACACAAAGAUCUUAUACUCCAUUAACACAUAAUUGCCCUGUCAUGAAAGACAUGGGAUCCAGAGACAUCCAUAGCAGGGUUUCACAUAUGUAACUGAAGAUACCAGUUUUGUAAUAUCUUCUCAAGGAAGACUACUGAAUUGUGAAGCUGCCGGUUGCAAAAAAAACGUGCAUAGAAAAUAAAAUUAUUAAAA